Messenger RNA from Saccostrea cuccullata (small rock oyster), 2391 nucleotides. RefSeq lists its product as uncharacterized. Gene Ontology annotation, molecular function: nucleic acid binding; 3'-5'-DNA exonuclease activity. Gene Ontology annotation, cellular component: cytoplasm. The record is from RefSeq and is a predicted model, not a curated record. The transcript has 7 exons. Bases 40 to 2391 code for a protein of 783 amino acids. NCBI's taxonomy places the organism in Eukaryota, Metazoa, Mollusca, Bivalvia, Ostreida, Ostreidae. Gene Ontology annotation, biological process: DNA catabolic process.
AGACGAGAAGUCAAGGUCUGCGCGGUAACUUUGGUUGAGAUGGUGAAACCAAAGUACAGACGCCAUGGGUUCGUCUCGAAAAAGCAGAAGGAGAGAUAUGAUAAAGUAUCUGCAGGGCAAUUGACUCGAUGGAUUAGGGGAGCUAUCCUUACAGACCACAAUUACUCCGCCAGUGCAACCCCUGUCAGCGUUGAUCACGAUCACGCAAUUGUACAUGUUGGUAUUGGUGCAACACAAGUCAACAGUCUCCUUUCUGAGCUGAAUAUACCACCUGUAAGCCAUGCCAUGCUGGACAAAAGACAGAAAGAGAUAGGCAGAGCUGUUGAAGAUAUUGCUGCAGAGUCUAUGUCUGAUGCUUUGCAGAAGGAACUGGAAAUGAUGAAUGAAGAGAUGAACGAAAAUGGACUAGUUGUUGCUGUAGAUGCUGGAUGGCAAAAACGGGGUAGCGGAAAGACAUAUGAUAGUUUAUCAGGUCAUUGUUCCAUGGUUGGUCCUCUCUCCGACAAAGUAUUGUCAUACUCUCUGAGGUCUAAGAAUUGCAGAGUAUGCAGUGUAGCUGAAUCAACCAACAAGAAUCCAGCAGCCCAUGAGUGCUCAAAGAAUUGGGAGGGUAGUUCAAAGGCCAUGGAGGCAGAUAUGGUUAUUGAGAUGGUCCAAGAUCUACAGAAAAGUAAAGGAAUAACCAUUGAUGGAAUCAUUGGAGAUGAGGACUCUACCACUAUUGCAAGACUGAAAGCUAAUGUCAAUGCUGAUAUUAAGAAGUUGUCUGAUAAAAAUCAUCUAAAGAAACUGUUUACAAACUCUUUGUUUACCUUGAAGAAAAAACAUUCAUCUCUAACUUUGUCUGUGAUAAAGUACAUUCAGAAAUGCUUCAGUUACUCCAUAGCACAGGGAAAAGGAAAUGCUUCUCAAAUCAAAGAAGACCUUUCAUCAAUUCCAUUACACAUAUUUGGAGAUCACCAACACUGCUCCUCAAGGUGGUGCAACUUCAUUAACAACCCUAACCUGAGGUACAAGUCACUUCCACAUGGAAAACCCCUGAAAGAUAGGUUCCUUCAGGAUGAUCUGAAAGAAGUCUUCAGUUCAUAUGCAAGUCAUUCUGAUCGUCUUUCAUGCUUAGGAAGCACACAGUCCAAUGAGAGUUUUCACAGAAUGGUGUCUGCAAAAGCCCCAAAGACCCAUCAUUACAGCUCUUCUUCAAGCCUCAGAUAUAGAGUUGCUGCAUGUGUAGCCCAGAAAAAUGUUGGACACAGAUAUCUUGUAAAGGUUAACAAGAAAUUGGGCCUCUCUCCUGGCUACUAUACUCGACGACAGUGCAUUCUGAGGGAUUUGCAAAGAAAGCGACAGAAGGCCAUUUCAGUGACACAGAAAUUUAAAAGGAGAAGGAGAGAAUUGAAAGCCAGGAAAAUUCAAAGUAUUUCUACAAAAGAAACAAGGGAAGGCAUCAGUUAUUUAACAGGAUGUGAUCUCCAGCAGGCCUCUGACAUCGUUGAAAUUCCAGCUCCAAAAACAAUUCCAAAGUAUGAUCAUCUCCCUUCAAGUCAGCUGUUAAAUGCUGAAGAGAUCUAUUUUGAUUUGGAAACUACUGGACUAGCAAGGGAUUCUCAUAUUGUGCAGUUGUCUGCAGUUAGAAAUGAUGAGGUUUUCAACAAAUACAUCAUUCCAGAAAAACCAAUGUCCUCAAAAGCUACAGAAAUUACUGGAAUAAAAGUAGUCAACAAUAAAAUGUACCACAAUGAUGAGGAAGUUGAGACAGUCAGCAUUAAGGAUGCACUGAUCCAGUUUAUCGACUUCAUGAAGAAAUCGGAGUCAGAUGCUGUUCUAGUUGGACACAACUCCAAAGUGUUUGACCUUCCUGUGCUGUUCAACAUUUUGAGUAAAUUAAACAUUUUGGAGGCAUUCUCAUCUGCAGUCAUUGGUUUCAUUGAUACCUUACCUCUUUUCAAAAUUUCGCAUCCAAACCUUUCAUCAUACUCACAGUUACACCUCUUUGAAGAAAUUCUACAAGACAAAUACAGUGCGCAUGACUCAUUACAGGAUGUCUUAGCCUUGAAGAGAUUGUUGGACCAUACAGGACCUUCCCCUGAAGUCAAACUUGCUGCAUCUUUCACUUCAAACUCUGCCUUUGCCAUAUUCCAUCACAAGAGCACAACAAAAAGUCUAAUGAGCACACUAAAGCCUUUAUUGGACCAAAAGGUGAUUUCGAAUGGAAUGGGAAAUAAGAUUGCCAGCAGUGGACUCUCCUUAUCACACUUACAACUGGCUUAUCGCAGAAAUGGUAGGGAGGGAGUACAGGAUGUGCUGACAGAGAUAACAGAUAACAGUGUGCGUGUGACAAAAUCUAGAAAAAUCAUUGAUUCUGUUGCAGAUUUUCUCAGAUCUGAGCAGUAA